AUGGGCCAAGGUUUCUCUCUAGCGACGCCCUCCGCGGGCUCUGCGGGUAUAGAUAUACCCGAGCUCUCCGACCUCGUGUACGAGAAGAGUAUCGGAAAUGCGCGCUUCAUGAAGAGCAUACGCGCGAGGCAUCACGAUGGAGUAGCUCUUGUCAAGGUCCUAGUCAAGCCGUACACCUCGAUGCCUCUGGGGAAGUACAAACGCGACAUAGAGAAACAACGUAGCGGCCUGGCCGAUGUGCCCAAUGCGCUGGGCUUCCACCGGAUCGUCGAGACCGAAACGAAUGGCUACCUAGUCCGACAGUUCCUCUACAACUCCCUCUACGAUCGCAUGAGUACCCGUCCAUUCCUGGAGGACAUCGAGAAGAAAUGGCUUGCUUUCCAGCUGCUGUGCGCCCUGCGUGACUGCCAUGCCCGAGACAUUUAUCACGGCGACAUCAAGACGGAGAACACGCUAGUGACAUCUUGGAACUGGCUAUACCUCUCCGACUUCUCUGCUCCUUUCAAGCCCAUACUGCUGCCCGAUGACAAUCCAGGCGACUUCUCGUACUACUUUGACACAUCCGGACGGCGAACCUGUUAUGUGGCGCCUGAACGCUUCGUCGCAGCGGAGGAGGUUAACAGCAAGGACGCGAAGCUUACGUGGGCUAUGGAUGUUUUCAGUGCCGGCUGCGUCAUUGCUGAGAUGUUCCUGGAGUCGCCCAUUUUCACACUUAGUUCGUUGUACAAGUUCCGCAAGGGCGAGUAUGACCCAGUCAUUUCGCAAAUCAGUCGUAUUCCGGACAAGGACUUGCGGGAUAUGAUAUCGCACAUGAUUCAGCUUGACCCCGAACGUCGGUACUCUGCAGAGCAAUACUUGGAUUUCUGGAAGAAGAAGGUCUUUCCCGAGUACUUCUACAACUUCCUCCACCAGUACAUGGAGUUGAUUACGGAUCCCUCAUCUGGGAACAGUCCUAUAUCUGGUGCGACGAGGAACUUGGGAGAAGCGGACGACCGUAUCGACCGCGUAUUCCUCGAUUUUGACAAAAUAUCUUACUUUCUCGGUUAUCCAAACGACAAACGCCCAAUGCAAGCCGAGCCCCUGGCCGGAAAGCUGGGGUUGGGCCACUUUCCUGUUCGCCUCAACAUACCAAACCAUGAACAGUACAUCACCGGGUCGUCCGACCCGCCAGAAGAUGACGGGACUUUGAUCUUCCUCACGCUGAUUGUCUCAUCCCUCCGUAAUACGGCUAGGGCGGCGUCGAAGAUCAGAGCCUGUGAUGUGUUGCUCGCCUUUUCCGAGAGAAUCACGGACGAAGCUAAACUAGACCGCGUGUUGCCAUACCUUAUGACGCUUCUUAAUGAUAAUUCGGAACUUGUGGUUAUCGCAGCGCUCCGGUCCAUAUCUCAAUUGUUACACCUAGUCCGAGUGGUGUCUCCCGUCAACUCGCACAUCUUUGUCGAGUACAUCUUACCUCGACUUCAAAGUGCCUUGAUUGCACCAUCGAAACCAGCCAGCCCACUGGUACGAGCAACCUAUGCAUCUUGUAUCGGAAGCCUUGCGACCACAGCUGCUCGCUACUUGGAGCUCGCGGCAACCCUCAAGUCGGAUGGAACCCUGACGGUAGCUGAUCCUGAGCUCGAGCCAGGCAUCGAAGCGGAGGCUGCCUUCGAUGGGCUAUUCGACGACGCACAACGCGAACUCUACGAAAUGUUUGAGCUCCAUACGAAGGCACUCGUGGAAGAUUCGGAUGUUUCUGUUCGCAGGGCGUUCUUGACUUCUGUGCCCGAUUUGUGCCUCUUCUUUGGUCCCGCAGAGGCAAACGACAUUCUUCUAACCCAUUUGAACACCUACUUAAACGACCGAGACUGGAUGCUAAAGUGUGCCUUUUUGGAAACCAUCGUCAGUAUAGCCAGCGUGGUGGGAAGCGUCAGCCUCGAGGAGUUCAUGCUGCCGCUCAUGGUGCAGGCCUUUACCGAUCCAGAGGAGUUUGUGGUACAAGCAGCCCUGCAUUCUUUGGCACAGCUGGCACGGCUGGGCCUCCUUUCCAAAACCAAGAUUUGGGAGCUUAUUGACGUUGUUGCACGAUUUACGAUGCACCCCAACCAAUGGAUCCGAGAAUCUGCGACGGAGUUCUUGUCUGAGACAACUCGUUUCUUGUCUCCAGCAGACGUCAGGUGCAUCGUGUAUCCCCUAGUCAAGCAAUACCUCAAGACUGGAAUGGUUCCUGCGUUUUCAGAGCUCAGUCUGUUGGACGCUUUGAAACGGCCAAUGUCGAGAGCCGUAUUUGAUCAGGCCCUAGUCUGGGCUCUCAAGACCGACAAAGGCGUCUUCUGGAAGCUGACGCAGCAGCUCAGGUCAUUUUCGUUUGGAUCGCUUCCCAAGACUAUCAGCAGUCGGUCGUCUAAGGAUACACUGAGCAAAGUCUCGCGGAACGAUGAAGACGAGUUAUGGCUUGGCCGCCUUCGGAACCUUGGCCUUGGGCCGGACGACGAGUUCAAACUCCUCGUCUUGCGAGAAUUCAUUUGGCGAAUCAGCAAAAUGAAGUCGCGAGAUGGCAUGGACGGCGAACCGGCCAAGCUCAACGAAGUGAUCUCCUUGAAGAGUCUCGGCAUCACGCCGCAGACAGUAUUCUUUGACGAGGAGCCACUGCAACAGUCCACAUUUACCCCCGAGUCAAAUCAGAAGGGCCCGUACACCAUUGCUGAUGCUCUUCUGGAUGCCUCCAUGACAAUCGAUGACUCGACAGGAAGGAGACGAUUUGCAGCUCUCAACAGUCUCCGGACUCGCGUGGUGGAAGACCACGGGUCUACUUCGCGUGACGUUUCUCGUGUGAGAGAGAUCGAUCCUGCGAGACGCGCAUCGACUGGGCAGGGUAAGCUCACGGUCGGGAGCCCGACGGACGAUGGGGCCUCUAUCCAUGAUCAGCCUUACGCAACUCGGAGGGCCAUUCGCCACCAGGCCAGCGCUCUUAGUCUUCUGGACCGCAAAGACAGCAAUAAGAGCGUGCCGGAGACUGGCAUGUCGGGAGCGAAUGCUGUUGGCCAAGUGGAGGGUCCGUUUGCUCCUACUCCUCUUGCUCGACCAAAUCUACAGGACCGUCCAACCAGCACUGCGAGUGUCGUGGCGAAACUAAGGCCCAAUCACUCCUAUGAGGGAACCGACCCCAGCAUUCUCAAAAUGCUCGACUCCAUGUACCAGGACAACUAUCCUCACGAUAUCGCCGAGUUCGGACCGAUGGUUACCCCUAUCACACGUCGGAAAACGAAUCGCUCAGUGGGACAGCCAGGCGACGAGCCGUGGCGUCCACAGGGACGCAUGGUUGCCACGUUUGCUGAACACACCGGCUCAAUCAACCGUCUGGUGGUGUCUCCAGACCAUGUGUUCUUCAUCACAGGAGGCGAUGAUGGCUCCGUCAGAGUCUGGGAUAGUGCGCGCCUAGAGAAGAACAUUACGCACCGAUCAAGGCAAAGCCAUAAGCAUGCCGAUGGCGCUAGGGUGCUUGCGCUGUGCUUCAUUGAGAACACACACUGCUUCAUCAGCUGCGCCAGCGAUGGAAGCGUUCACAUUGUCAAGGUCGAGACCGUCUCGGCAAGUGGCACAUUGCGAUACGGGAAACUUCGUCUUCUCCGGGAGUAUCAGCUUCCAGAAGACGAGUACGCAGUGUGGUGCGAGCACUUCAAAGUGGAAUCCACCUCGGUGAUGCUCCUUGCGACGAAUCGCUCCAGGAUUCUCGGCAUCGACCUGCGGACCAUGUCACUGCUGUAUACGCUGGAGAACCCUGUGCACCAUGGUACACCUACGUGUUUCUGUGUCGAUCGUAAGAGAAACUGGUUAUGCGUAGGAACUACUCAUGGAGUCAUAGACCUUUGGGACCUAAGGUUCCGAAUGAGACUCAAGGGUUGGGGCGUUCCUGGCAAGAGUUCCAUCUACAGACUAUGCAUACACCCGAGCAAGGGCAGAGGCAAAUGGGUCUGCGUCGCUGGUGGAACGGGUCAGGGCGAAGUCACCGUCUGGGACCUAGAGCGUACAAUCUGCAGAGAGAUUUACCGCGUUGGGGGCAAUAAGGAGGGCCCGAAGGGAUACGAGGCUUGGGAAGUGGACGAGGACAAGCCUGAAGGUAUGCUUGGGCGAUUUGCUACCAACAUUGAGCCUAGCGGUACCGGAAACGCGGACCGAGGUGUUCGUGCGAUGGUAGCAGGCACAGGCGCCUCAGAGGACUCACGCGACGUACGGCAUGCUUUCAUCGUCACCGCGGGAUCGGACAAGAAGUUACGAUUCUGGGACUUGUCUCGCAUAGAAAGUUCGGUGGUCUACAGCGGGCUGCAAGGGGAGGAUCCGAAGCCGACGUUCACGGCCUCCCAUCCGACGACGGCCAUGACGCUGAACACGGAAAGGAUCCCGCGACAAGCGCCGACGGCUCCGAACGCGGCGGUCAGCGGAAAGAGCACGGCGGCUGGUGGGCGACCGCCGCGCUCGACUGUGAUUUCACUUCAGCAGCAGCAGCUUCUGCGGUCUCACUUGGAUUCCAUUAUGGAUGUUGCGCUGAUUGAGCUCCCGUAUAGCAUGACGCUGUCGGUGGAUCGAUCUGGCGUGGUGUUCUUCAUUGAUGAAAUAUUAUCUGACGAAUACAAUAUCAUGUCUAUUCAACUUAAUACCUUUGGAAUGAGACAUGCUUUGGUUGAAAGGUGCGGAAGACACAACACACAGUACGAAAUCGCGGGGAUGGCAGCUCUAAUCAGGCGGGAAAUUUUGGGCGCCUUGUUCGACCGCCAACUUUUCAGCCUCGUCGAAUCGUCCACCCAGUAUUAUACCCACGCGACCAACCCCAAGACGCGACAACGAAAAACGAAUUGCGGCGGCACCACUGACCGACGACGCAGCUCGACGAACAAAUCCGAGUCGCAUCACCACUGA
This is a messenger RNA of Colletotrichum lupini, 4896 nucleotides long. RefSeq lists its product as uncharacterized. Gene Ontology annotation, biological process: protein phosphorylation; macroautophagy; autophagy of peroxisome. The coding region runs from base 1 to 4896 and encodes 1631 amino acids. Gene Ontology annotation, cellular component: late endosome; phosphatidylinositol 3-kinase complex, class III, type II; nucleus-vacuole junction. The transcript is spliced from 4 exons. The record is from RefSeq and is a predicted model, not a curated record. NCBI's taxonomy places the organism in Eukaryota, Fungi, Ascomycota, Sordariomycetes, Glomerellales, Glomerellaceae. Gene Ontology annotation, molecular function: protein serine/threonine kinase activity; ATP binding; protein binding.